AUGGCACUUCAUAUAUUCGCACGUGUGUCACUAAAUCCACUGUCACCCUCAUUAUCAUUGCACCACGUGUCACCUUCCCGCCGCAACUUAUCGCUGACUCCCCUACGCCGGAACAAAUCGCCGGGAACGCUUCCGUCGCAGUUCCCUCCACCGCCGCGGCGUGUGAAGGUCUCCUCGCAACUGCGACUCCCUUUGAUAUCUCCUACAGAUCACUGGGGUCAAUGGGCCGCUCUCUUCGCCGCCGGAGCCUUCGGUGUCUGGUCGGAGAAGACGAAGAUGGGGAGUAUGAUGAGCGGGGCGUUGAGCAGCACAUUGCUUGGACUCGCCGCGAGCAACUUAGGGCUAAUACCGUUCGAAACGCCGUCGUAUUCCUUCUUCAUGGAGUUUCUCUUGCCGCAUACGAUUCCGUUGCUGCUGUUUAGAGCUGAUCUCCGUCGUAUUAUCCGAUCUACUGGGUCACUGCUCCUUGCUUUCUUAAUUGGAUCUGUUGCGACGGUUGUGGGGACUGUGGUGGCGUUUAUGCUGGUGCCUAUGAGAUCACUCGGUCCGGAUAACUGGAAAAUAGCAGCUGCUCUUAUGGGCAGCUACAUUGGUGGAUCUCUUAAUUUUGUUGCGAUAUCGAAGGCUCUGCGCAUUUCUCCAUCUGUUAUAGCGGCAGGGGUGGCUGUGGAUAAUGUCAUAUGCGCUCUACACUUUAUGGUGUUGUUUGCGUUAGCCUCAAAGAUACCACCUGAGACCAUCUCAGCAGCAUCUUCUCCUGAUGUUGUCAUGACUAAGGAUGUUAAAGCUGAGGACAAGAACAGAGUGGUUUCAACUUCAAUUGCAUUAUCAGUUUCUUUCCUCAUAUGUAAAGCUGCGAUUUCGAUGACGGAGCUACUCAAGAUCCAAGGAGGCAUGCUUCCUGCUGUUACAGCCAUCACCGUCGUCUUGGCUACUUCUUUCCCUGGUUUCUUCAACUCUCUGGCUCCUUCUGCUGAAACCAUCUCUCUCGUUCUCAUGCAGGUAUUUUUCACGAUUCUAGGAGCUACAGGGAGUAUAUGGAAUGUGAUCAACACUGCACCAAGUAUCUUCCUCUUUGCUGUAAUUCAAGUAAUGGUUCAUCUCGCAAUGACUUUGCUUCUGGGGAAGCUGUUCUGUAUCGACAUGAAGCGACUGCUUCUUGCGUCAAACGCUAACAUAGGAGGUCCAACGACUGCUUGUGCGAUGGCAACCGCUAAAGGAUGGACUUCACUUGUUGUCCCUGGGAUUCUCUCUGGCGUUUUUGGAGUCUCCAUAGCAACUUUUCUUGGCAUUGGAUGUGGAGCUUUGGUCCUUAAACGAUUAUAGAUUUUUAAAUCAAACAGGCUUAGUUAAGAUUCGUGUAAGGGACAUCAUCCAUGGAGGAUUCUGAAGCCACAUACUUUGUAAAUCGUAACUGUUAUUGUCUUUUUAGUUUUGAAACAGUAAACGUUUUUGAGAACGACACGGUUUCUAUUAAUGUUA
Messenger RNA from Brassica oleracea var. oleracea, 1482 nucleotides. RefSeq lists its product as uncharacterized. The transcript has 6 exons. Bases 1 to 1326 code for a protein of 441 amino acids. The record is from RefSeq and is a predicted model, not a curated record. Lineage: Eukaryota; Viridiplantae; Streptophyta; Magnoliopsida; Brassicales; Brassicaceae.